AUGCAGACGAGACCUUACACAUGUUGCACUGCCCGACCUUACAGAGCAAAGGGGGAAAGCAAGUCUCGACAACCGCCGUCUUCCGAAGGUUUGCUUGGACUUACCUCUAGUGUAUGGCAGGUGUCUGCUGAUGGAUGGGCCAACUGCAUGUCAAAGCGCACCUUGCCUCAUCAUCAUUAUCAUCAAAAGCUCGGCAGGACUUGCCCGGCUUGGUUUGACUUUGGCGCGCCAGGUGCCAAUCAAGGGAGGCAUGUAAAAGCCCCGGGAGGGGAGGCGUAUCAGAUUGUCAGCUCUGAACUUCUCUCUCGUGCGUAUUCGUCACAUUUGAAUGCGGAUAAUGGGCGAAGAGGGGAGGUAAUGGGUAGUACAAGGUGCCACUGGCUCGAGGGUCUGGUCGUUGCGAUGCACCACUUGAAUGAAGCUGGACUUUCACAACUUCCCUCAGAGGGUAGCAGAUGCACAACAUCAGCCGAUGGUUACGCGUUGGCGUCAACGUCAACGGCUGUCCGCGAAUCAAACGAUAUUGCACAUCGCCUUGCCUCCGCAUUUCCUUCUUCGCUCCUCGUCUCGCGGCGACCUGAAGACUUGAACAAAGCCCAGCCCACGGCCAGGCGGCCACCACGCCCUCUGCAGGCGAAGUCGUACGCGCACACACUCACACACACAAUACGCGGCCACCCACAUCCAGCCGUUUACUGCAAGGUACCCCUUCCUCAUCUUUUCGCUUGUGUCAGGCAUACCCGCCGUGUCCCCGAUAUCAGUAUAGCUCAAGGUUGCCAGUUGAUGUCGGAGUUUUCAUCAUUGAUAGCGACAGAGUUUGCCAGGUCUGGGUCAAUCUCGUUGGUGAUGGUGAUUUGCAGGCGACGGGUAGAAGCGCGCCAUCAAUCCAUCGAGUGCACAGAAAAUGAUCGAGGGAGCAGUUGUGGCCAUGGAUGGGAUAUGACAAUCUGGAGUCAGGGAGAUAACACAGUGGUUUGA
Neurospora hispaniola is the source of this 978-nucleotide messenger RNA. RefSeq lists its product as uncharacterized. Lineage: Eukaryota; Fungi; Ascomycota; Sordariomycetes; Sordariales; Sordariaceae. The coding region runs from base 1 to 978 and encodes 325 amino acids. The record is from RefSeq and is a predicted model, not a curated record. The transcript is spliced from 8 exons.